Messenger RNA from Suillus paluster, 2131 nucleotides. Its product is annotated as transmembrane amino acid transporter protein-domain-containing protein. Gene Ontology annotation, molecular function: amino acid transmembrane transporter activity. Gene Ontology annotation, biological process: amino acid transmembrane transport. Lineage: Eukaryota; Fungi; Basidiomycota; Agaricomycetes; Boletales; Suillaceae. The coding region runs from base 371 to 2095 and encodes 574 amino acids. Gene Ontology annotation, cellular component: vacuolar membrane. The record is from RefSeq and is a predicted model, not a curated record. The transcript is spliced from 9 exons.
UACAACGUAGCUUACAAUGUUGCGGUGGACCGUGGCGCCCAUGUCACCAAAUCCAUUUUCAGAAUCGAUUCGCAUGUAGGAAACUUUGCACACGAGGGAUGAUCAUUCUCGCUGCUAUACUAGCACUUCUUGACAGCAGGCUAUAUGCAAAGUUCCGCGCGGUAAGCAAUGAGUGGCAUGUAUUCCAGGAACUGACCAUGCAACUCUAAGCAUCCAUCAAAGUAACUGCUCAUACGUCCCGGAAUAACCGUGAUUCCAUUACCCAAUAUCAAUGUUCCACAUGCUCGCGCCACCGAUGAGUACAUGUACCUGUAACAGAUAAAGCCAGCCGCAUUAGGCCGCCAACUUUGUAUUCCCUGCUCCCAUCACAAUGGCAUUCCAGCCUGCAGCUGUCGAAGGUGGUCAUGAUCCUCGCGUCCACCUCUCAGAGAAGGAAGAGCAUGAUGCCUAUAUCCCCAGCAACAUGCUUCUUCCUGAUGGUACCAUGCCAAAUAUCGAGACGUACAUGUACUUCGCGAAGAUUCAGCGUGACAGGGAGGCCCUCUCUGCCAAGAAUGAUGCUGAGGGUGGCAAUUGGAUCUCGAGAACAUUCAAGCGUUCCCAAGAAUCUGAUCACCAUUCCGUUGUAUCAGCCCCGGACCCUGAUGAGAAGAGGGGAGCUGCUUCUACAGAGGAGGGGGGCGGCUCUCUAGUCACCCCAGGCGAGUACCGUGCAGCUUCUGGCGCUCUUAGGACCGCCACCUGGGGAAGUGUAUUCUAUCUUAUUACGACCGAUAUUCUGGGCCCAUACUCUACUCCGUGGGCGUUCCAACAAGUCGGAUAUGGUCCCGGUGUUGCCUGUUUCUUUGUCUUCGGUAUCAUGGCAGCAUACAGUGGAUUCCUCCUGUGGUGGAUGUUCUUGAAACUUGACUCGGAUCGGUAUCCUAUCAGAUCUUUCGGUGAUUUAGGGCAACGCAUAUACGGUCGUUGGUUCCGGCAUGUUUGUAACAUCUUGCAAAGUUUACAGCUCGUGUUCAACGUCGGUCUCAUUAUUCUUGGUAAUGGCCAAGGUCUGUCGCAAAUGGCAAAGUUCAAACUAUGCUUCAGCGUCUGCAAUGUUGUUUGGACCCUCGCUGGAAUGAUCCUUGGUCAAAUUCGAACUCUUCAGAAGUUUGGCUCGAUCGCCAAUCUCGCUAUCUGGAUGAACAUCAUCACCUUGAUUUUGACGAUGGCCUCUGUGGCUAACUCGGCUCCCAAUUAUACUGCAAUACCGUUCGAUGGCCCUGUGCAAACCUAUGCAAUUUACAUACAGCCUUUCCAAGCCCAGCUCAAUGGUAUCAUGCAGAUUGUAUUCUCAUACGGUGGAGCAAUGAUUUUCGUCGAAUUCAUGGCUGAAAUGCGCCGCCCGAUGGAUUUCUGGAAGGCUAUGGCGUAUUCCCAGCUCUUCAUCUUCGUCGUAUACAUGUUCUUUGGCCUCUUCGUGUACACAUAUCAAGGCCAAUAUGUCGUUAACCCGGCCAACCAGGGGAUUUCCGGAUAUGCUCUACAGACUGCGACGAAUGCCAUUUCUUUGACCGCUGGUCUCAUUGCUGCUGCAUUGUACGGCAACAUCGGUGUCAAAGUCAUCUACAACAACAUCUUGGUGGAGAUGUUUGGUUUCCCCGAGUUGACUGCGACUCGGGGUAAAUACUACUUCUCCAUCGCCAUCAUAGCGUAUUGGUCCGUUGCCUUCGCUAUUGGUUCCGCUGUCCCGCAGUUCAGCAACAUCUCAUCGCUGGUUGCUGCCGUCUGCAUCUUCCAAUUUACAUACACCUUCCCACCAUUCAUGAUCUUGGGUUACUGCAUGCAAGUGGACGCCACAAAAGGCGACAGAGAAUUUGACAUCAACAACCCCCACGCCCACCGUGUUGAUACCUGGAAACAGCCAUCGCGUUGGAUACGUGCAUUCUUCACCAAAAAUGCUUACUUCAACGUGUGGAACUUCCUUCUCGCGCUCGCAUGCUUGUCCUGCGCUAUUCUGAGCGGAUACUCUGCCAUCAAGACGAUCGUGACUGCGUUCCAAACCUCGGCUUCCACGGCGUUUGGCUGCAAGUCGCCUUUGGAUAACAGCGGCUAAGACAUGAAUACUGAAUGUUGACGCGUUGUGGUUAUG